Plasmodium vivax (malaria parasite P. vivax) is the source of this 1851-nucleotide messenger RNA. Its product is annotated as WD domain, G-beta repeat domain containing protein. The transcript has a single exon. Gene Ontology annotation, molecular function: protein binding. Bases 1 to 1851 code for a protein of 616 amino acids. The record is from RefSeq and is a predicted model, not a curated record. Lineage: Eukaryota; Apicomplexa; Aconoidasida; Haemosporida; Plasmodiidae.
AUGGACUUCCGAAACUGCCUGUCGAGUGAGGACUACAUGUUCGAAAUAAAAAACAAUGAGCAGCUGUUCGAUGGGGGGAGAGCGGUGAGCAAUAUCAAGCCGAUAUGGAGCUUCAAAGGGCACGACAACUCCAUUGAGGGGAUCCACCUCGUGGGGGAGAAGGAGUUCGCAACGAUUUCGCACGACUGUGUGGUUUCUGUGUGGUCUUUGGAGGGGGAAGAAGGGGGAGCAGCGAAGGGGUUGGAGGCGAAGGGGGUAGAGGCGAAAGGUGCGACAAACAUGGUUGACGCAAACGGUGCAACGCACCCGGUGGGGGCAAACCGCGCGACGAACGUGAAGAACAUUCAGCUGGGCAACCCCAUACUGUGCUCCAGCUACCACGAGAAGAAGGGGUACCUCUGCGCAGGAAUGACAAACAGGGAUCACAACAUUUGCAUAAUCGACAUGGGCGAAAAGAAGGUUAAAGAAAUUUUAGCUAGCCAGUGUAACUCCAUUUUCUGCAUGAACUAUUUUGAUGACAGCAAAAUGACAUAUGGGAGCAAAGAAGGAUCCAUUUGUCUACUAGAUUUUAAUAAAAAAAAAAAUAUCUACAGGUAUGAAGAGAUAGGGGAUUCUUUAAACUACUGCACUUGUAAUGAGGAGCACAAGAUGCACAUUUUCAGCUCCUACAAGGGGAACAUGCUAUUCUUCGAUUUUAGGCAACCAUUGCCUAUUCAUAAAAAUGGGGAGUUACACUCCAAGUACUCCAUUAAUACGGUCCUUUCAGAUGGGAGCUUCUUAUUCUCGGGGGCAUCAGAUUGUUUAGUAAAAAAAUUUGAUUUACGUUUUCUGGAUGAGAGGAAGCCACUCGAAAUAUACGUCGGGCAUACUUCCCCUGUUCGUUUUUUAUCUUUCUCGAGGAGGUAUGAUAACCUCUUCUGCUCUUCAUCAGAUAAUGGCAGCAUCAAACUUUGGCAGACGGAAAAGCACGUGGAUGGAAUGAACAGGUCAGGCACGUCCAUAGCGUGUCCUGUUUCUAUCCCUGGUGAGAGCCCACCUUGUGCCUUUCUCCCUCCCCUUCCUGGAGACUUAACCACCAAAACGGCCACGGGAAGGAACAAAAAUGGAGGGAAGAACUUCCUCCUUUUGAACAAAAAAACGGUUAGAAGUAAUAGAUCCACUUCUAUCGUAUCUGAGUGUAACUAUAGAAAAACGCCUGACUUGUUAAGGCAAGAAAAUAGCAAUAGGAAUUAUGACAAAGGGGGGAAAAUGGGAAAAGUUAGCACACUCGACGCGUAUAGGAAAAGGACGUUAACUCCAAAUGUGCAGAGCACCCACGAUAAGAGAGUUCAAGUCAUGUCUAGGAAUGAGUUAUUCAACACUAUUAAAACGAAGGGAGUCAAUAGUAGGAAGGAGAUCCCUCCUAAUCUAACGAGUAAAGCUCAUUUGGGGAGCUCCGGGGAGGGACCCACUCAGGGAGAAAUCAAAGGGGUGAGAACCUCCAGCAGGUUAAAACUACCACUAACAUCACAGCAUUGUGCGGCCACCUCUAAGCAUAGUGCCAGUGGUAGGAACUUCAAGGGGAAAAGCAAAAUUAGCAUAAGCGUAUCCAACGACUCCACCAAAGGGGGGGGCAGCCACUUAGGGUUGAAAGCAGAGCAGUUUGAUCUGCCCUUCCUUCUUUUUAAUGAAAGCGAUUUGGCUAGCAGCCAGGCGAAGAAGAUUAAGAUAAGGCACUCCACGCUCUCCAUGUUGAACCAUAGGAGUCGCGUUUCCGCGAUGGUGUGGGUGGGCGACUUGGUCCUGUCUGCCUCGUGGGACCAGACGGUGAAGUGUUGGGACCUCCGCGGGCCCGCCGCGGAGUGGCGGUAG